AACACACAGGCCGGCCAUAUUAGAGAGAUGGAAAUAAAGCUUCCUUAAUGUUGUAUGUGUCUUUGAAGUACAUCCGUGCAUUUUUCUUUUUUUUUUUUUAGCAUCUAACUAUUCUUCCCUUAUAGCCCUUGGCCCCUCAAAUUUCCCUCUCCCAUAUCCCGACUAACAUCUCAGUGUCUGAAAAUGCACAAAGAUGCCUGGCUACCUCGCUCUGCCUUCAGUCUCACGGGGCUCAGUCUCUUUUUCUCUUUGGUGCCACCAGGGCGGAGCAUGGAAGUCACAGUACCUACUACCCUCAAUGUGCUCAAUGGCUCUGAUGCUCGCCUGGCCUGCACAUUCAAUUCCUGCUACACAGUGAACCACAAACAGUUCUCUCUGAACUGGACUUACCAGGAGUGUAGUAACUGCUCUGAGGAGAUGUUCCUCCAAUUCCGCAUGAAGAUCAUUAACCUGAAGUUGGAGCGGUUCCGAGACCGCGUGGAGUUCUCGGGGAACCCCAGCAAAUAUGAUGUGUCAGUGACGCUGAAAAACGUGCAGCUCGAGGAUGAGGGCCUCUACAACUGCUACAUCAUGAACCCACCUGACCGCCACCGUGGCCAUGGCAAGAUCUACCUGCAGGUUCUCAUGGAAGAGCCCCCUGAGCGGGAUUCCACGGUGGCUGUGAUUGUGGGUGCCUCCGUGGGAGGUUUCCUGGCUGUGGUCAUCUUAGUGCUGAUGGUAGUGAAGUGUGUAAGGAGGAAAAAAGAGCAGAAACUGAGCACGGAUGACCUGAAGACGGAGGAGGAGGGCAAAACAGAUGGAGAGGGCAACGCAGAUGAUGGCACCAAGUAACAGGCGGCCGGCCCCACAGCCCCUCCCUCAUGCCCUAUCUCCUUCCCACUCUCUGCUCCGCUCAGCGUGCCCCUGCCUACCCUCUCUUGGUGUGCUUCUCUUAAACCAGGACCCCAGGGCUGACCUGGAGCCUCCUGAACCUUUCACUUUGUGUCCCCCUCCCUGCACCAAGAGUGACCCACCUCUCUUUCAUUUGAGAAAACUGCCAUGAUGUCUGGGAUGUGUGGGCCCUGGGGGGAGGAAGUGAGUUCAAAACUGCCAGUCCCUGAGAGGAGGCAGGAGGCAUGUGUGAGGGUCCC
Messenger RNA from Pteropus alecto (black flying fox), 1130 nucleotides. RefSeq names its product sodium voltage-gated channel beta subunit 2 (gene SCN2B). Gene Ontology annotation, molecular function: sodium channel regulator activity. The transcript is spliced from 4 exons. Bases 184 to 831 code for a protein of 215 amino acids. Gene Ontology annotation, biological process: regulation of sodium ion transmembrane transporter activity; membrane depolarization during cardiac muscle cell action potential; cardiac muscle cell action potential involved in contraction. Gene Ontology annotation, cellular component: voltage-gated sodium channel complex; membrane. Lineage: Eukaryota; Metazoa; Chordata; Mammalia; Chiroptera; Pteropodidae. The record is from RefSeq and is a predicted model, not a curated record.